Ochotona curzoniae (black-lipped pika) is the source of this 2371-nucleotide messenger RNA. RefSeq names its product LSM family member 14B (gene LSM14B). The record is from RefSeq and is a predicted model, not a curated record. The transcript has 10 exons. The coding region runs from base 75 to 1367 and encodes 430 amino acids. Lineage: Eukaryota; Metazoa; Chordata; Mammalia; Lagomorpha; Ochotonidae. Gene Ontology annotation, molecular function: mRNA binding.
GCCUCGCUCGCUCGGCGCCCCGCAGGCCCCUCGGGCGGCCCGGAGGCCGCGCGGCAGCGGAGCGGGCGGCCGCCAUGAGCGGCUCCUCGGGCACCCCGUACCUGGGCAGCAAGAUCAGCCUCAUCUCCAAGGCGCAGAUCCGCUACGAGGGCAUCCUCUACACCAUCGACACCGACAACUCGACCGUGGCGCUCGCCAAAGUGAGGUCCUUUGGGACUGAAGAUCGGCCCACGGACCGGCCUGCGCCCCCGAGAGAGGAGGUUUAUGAAUACAUCAUCUUCCGGGGAAGCGACAUCAAGGACAUCACCGUGUGUGAACCUCCGAAGGCCCAGCACACACUCCCUCAGGAUCCUGCCAUCGUGCAAUCCUCUCUGGGCUCUGCCUCCGCCUCGCCCUUCCAGUCGCACGUGCCUUACAGCCCCUUCCGCGGGAUGCCGCCCUACGGCCAGCUGGCCGCCAGCUCCCUGCUCAGCCAGCAGUACGCUGCCUCCUUAGGUCUCGAGAAGCUGGUAAGCCCUCCAGCCUCAGCCGCUGCUUCCAGCCCUAGCUCUUCUCCAUCUCCACAGCCUGUCUCAGAGCUUGACAUGUCCUCAGAGCCACCUCAGCUCACUUCCAAGGGAGCUGGUAUUCCCUCUGUCCCAGCCGGCAAGAGCCCGAUGGUGGAACAGGCUGUCCAGACGGGUUCUGCAGAUAACCUGAGCGCGAAGAAGCUGGCACCUGGCAAGGGCCCCUCGGGGACUCAGCUGGGCAGUCGCCAGGUCCAGCCAAGCAGCAAGACUGUGAACGAGGUCAUCCAGCCAGCAGUGGUACAAGCCCAGGGGCAGGUGAAUGACGAGAACAGACGGCCUCAGCGGAGGCGCUCAGGGAACCGGAGGGCAAGGAAUCGCUCCCGAGGGCAAAGCCGCCCGGCCACGGCCAAGGAGAAUACCAUCAAGUUUGAGGGCGACUUUGAUUUCGAGAGUGCCAAUGCCCAGUUCAACAGGGAGGAGCUUGACAAAGAGUUCAAGAAGAGGCUGAGUUUCAAAGGUCUGGCUUCAGGGAGAGACGACAACGCGGAGAAGGGGGAUGACAAGGACCCGGCUGUGGUGACCCAGAGAGAGGAGCCUCCUGCUGAGGAAGACCUCCUGGGCCCCAACUGCUACUAUGACAAAUCCAAGUCCUUCUUCGACAAUAUCUCCUCUGAGCUCAAGAGCAGUUCCAGGCGGACGACGUGGGCUGAGGAGCGGAAGCUCAACACGGAGACCUUCGGGGUGUCGGGGAGGUUUCUUCGAGGCCGCAGCUCCCGCGGUGGGUUCCGAGGAGGCAGGGGCAACGGGACCCCCCGUCGCAACCCAACUUCACACAGGGCUGGCACUGGCCGGGUGUGAAGGUGCAGCCUGGGGUUCCUGAUGUGUGGGACGGUGGAUGCCACAGCAGCUGCUGCACUUGGGGGAGAAGUGGGUUGCCUUGUUGACUGAGCUGGCAGGCCCUCGCUGCUCAGGCUUGCGUUGAAGUAGCCUUGGACACGUCUGAGUCAGAGCUGCUGUUCUGGACAUGUCCUGGUGACCUCUGGGCGGCGUCCGCCAGCAUUUCCUUUUGAGUUGGCAUUCUUCUCCUUCUAAGGUUUUGAUAUUAUGCUCCUCACUUUGUAACUUUUUUUAUGGUAACUCUGACUUUAAAAGUGGAACCAGAUCUCAUGUGGCACAUGAGCCGGCCAGGCGCGGGCAUCUAUGCCCCCUGCUGUCUCAGGAGCCAAGCAGGACCAGCCCAGGGUGGGCCUGUGGGAGGGUGGCUGUAGGUGGGGAAGGGCAGCGUCCCACAGAUCAUGUUGGAGAAGGGAACCGGCCUCCCUGUGUCCUGGUGAUGACCAGGCUGCGGGCUGGCAGGGCUCCAUCGUGGCGAGCCCGAACAUUGGUGUGACACGGGGUCGAGGUGGAGGCCUGAGCCUUGGCAGUCCCGUGCGGCGCUGCAGCCUGGCCCUGGUGGCCCCUCAGCCCGUGCUGCUUUCUGCUGGACUCCGGUCCUCUUAUCCACUUGGAAAGAAGCCAGUCCUUUUUUUUUUUUUUGUAUGGUCAGUUGACCAGAGCGUAUUUCCUUUCUUCUUGACUGUAAAUAGUUGUGUUUUUGUUUUAAAAGGCGGGUGGAGGGAGGGCGGGAGUAUAAACUUGCUGCAUGAGUAAUGGCCCAGCCCGUAGUGUGAGCAUGUGGCUGUGGCCGGGCCUUGGGCUGCAAGGGAGCCCCAAGGGAGCAGUUCUGUACUGGCCUGGUCGCUGUCCAAGCCGGGCUUAUUUUUGUAGGACAUCAGGGCCCGUGGCUGGUAGGGCUUAGGGACCCGCUGCUGUGGGAGGAUGUCAAUUGUGAUUCUGAAUAAACAAGCAAACCUUCCAGUUGG